Molecule: messenger RNA, 3382 nt
Organism: Chelmon rostratus (copperband butterflyfish)
Lineage: Eukaryota; Metazoa; Chordata; Actinopteri; Chaetodontiformes; Chaetodontidae
Product: zinc finger protein 853
Exons: 3
Coding region: 844-2469 (541 amino acids)
Cellular component (GO): nucleus
Source: RefSeq, a predicted model, not a curated record
CUGCUGAGCUAACAGCUGCACCAAUCGUGUUAUGGUUUUGUUUUGCCUCCCAUGUGCGCUUAUCAUGAGGUAAGACAUACAACAGCGUCAGCUUUCUGAUCAUGUCUGCUCAGCUGUCGCUGGCCGCUGUUUUGCCUGAAACUGUGGUAGCCUGUUAGCUUACGGCUAGCUCCAUUGCAAGAUCAGCACCUAAUGUAUGCGGAAUGCGCAACCAUUGCGGAUGUGGUGCAGAAAAAAAUGCGCAUCGAUGCGACAGAACACAGAAGUCUUCACCACUGAGCAAAACCAGCGAAGCUGUUUUAAAAUGCUACACAGUUGUAAGCAGUGUUAUAUGUUGUUGUUAUAUUUCAGCUCUGAAGGCGAUUCUCUGCCUGGAUGCUGCAUCUCACUUUACAACAGCUGGACGUGUAGAUGUGGCUCUUAAGCCUGCGCCAGGUGUUUUUACACAGUGUGUGUAUGUUUGCAGUUACAUGUCAGUGUAAAUGAACAUUUUAGACAUGGAUUUAAGUGGCUGCAGCUGGCUGUAAAAGUCUCUGGAGUGCAUGCUCCAAUCAGACGGGAUGAUUGCAUCUUUCAUCAAGCUGCAGCGAUGACUUGAUUCAUUUGAAGACCAGUGUUAAAAAAACAAUAUUGUAGGAUACUUCUUCUAUUUGAUUUGAAAUCACCUCAUGCUCUGUGUGGCAGCUGUGCCCAGAGCAGGUUCAUAAUUAUCUGAGACAAUAUACUGAAGAGUUGUAAUGACUUCAGCAGUAAGUUCAGUUGUACCUUGAACUUAAUGGGGCAGCAGCUGCCAGUAUCAGAAUUGGCCCGCCAGUCAGUUCUGCUGUAAAUCAGGUCUGACCCAUGACUGAGUACUACGAGGAGGGGGGGCUGCUGUACGAGCAAUCACCUCCCAUGCACAUCAAAGUGGAGUCUCCGGAGGGACCCUUUGGAGGGGGAGCCUCAGAAAACGGCUUCCCCAGGGAGGAUGAGGACUCGGAGGGCAGCUGUGACCAGAACAGUGGAUUACCUGGGGGGCUUCCUUUCAAUGUGGUAGUGGUGCAUCCCAACAUCAUGGCACCGGGCAUGUCCUCAGACGACCUUUUGUCCAUUGAACAAAACAGAGCUAUGUCAGCUGCACUUGCUGCUGGUGGUGCAGGAAAGAGAAAGAGUCGCUUCAGUGGAGCAGAGCUGGAGGUGUUGGUGUCAGAAGUCACGCGGUGUGAAGGAGAGCUCUUCGGUCCUGCGGGGAGGCUCCGGCGUCGAGAGAGAGAGCGCAUUUGGGCAGGAAUCCUAGAGAGAGUCAACGCUGUGUCCAGAGUCCCACGUACCCUUCGAGAAGUGAAGAAGCGCUGGGACGACUUAAAGAGACGCAACGGAGGCAGGCUAGCAGAUGCUCGCCACCGCAGCUGUUACCUGCCAUCCAGCAGAGGGGCCUCGAUGCUCGGGCGUCCUUCUCAGACAAGCCCCAGACUUCAACACGCCAGGCAAAAGCAAAGCGCCAGACCAAAGCCCAGCUUCCCAUGCUUCCCUGACUCUGAUGCAGUUGUAGGAGUGGAAGGAUCCGAGAGAGAUGGUUUGGAGAAAGAUGAGGACAAUCCCGAGCGUGACAGAGACAUGGGAGAACCUGAGUGUGAACCAGAGAACAGCAUGGAGGACAAAUUGGGAUUAGGACUGGGUCUGGGCAUAGGACCACCGCCUCCGUCAGAACGAUGGCUGCCUCCUUCCCCACUCUAUAGUGCUCCUUUCCUUAAUGGCAGCCCUCAGCCCAGCAGCCCUCAGCCAUCACUGGGAGCACAGCAGGGUCCCCUUGAAGCCCCUCUGCGCAGCUCCUGGCUUGAAGAUGAGCUCCGAGGGUUAGGGGAGGCGGCAAUUCAGCUGGGAAAUCGGAUAGAGAAGAGUCUGCGGGAGUUUAGUGAAGGUUUCAGGCAGGACAUGCGAACACUUGUUGCUUCACAAGAGACAUUAGCAGUCAGUCUGCAACAAAACAACGUCCUCUUGCAAAGGCUGUUAGGUGUGCUUGAAGCCCAGCAGCAACCACAGCCACAGCAACAUCGUGUACAACAAGCACACCAAUCACAAACUUCUCAACAGCACUUACAGCCACAGCCAGCUCAGCAGCAGCAGCAGCAGCAGCAGCAGCAGCAGCAGCAGCAGCAGCAGCAGCAGCAGCUGCAACACAUAGAACCACAGCAGCAGCAAAAACAACAACAGCGGAUUGAAGCACCUCUGCAAACACAACUACAACAUCAGCAGCAGCCACAUGUAGUACAACAACAGUCACAACAGCACCAGACACAAAUACAGCAACAGCAGCCGCUGGUCACCCAGCAUUCAAAUAAUCAGCCAGCUGUAGCGGUGGUGCCUGCACCAUCGUCCCCUGACGUACAUGGCACUUUCCCCACCAGUCCACCCACAGACACAAAUGGAAGUGUGCAGAGGCCACGGCGAGGAAGAGCUGCUGAUCACAGGCGCAGAAGACGGCGCUGAGGAGAAAGUGUUUUGAAACUCCAUGUGCACGUCAUGCAAAUAUUUGAUGUUUCAAAAUGUGACAAGAAAUUGCGCUCUUUUUCUAUCAACAGUGUUUCUGUAAAAAUAAACUGAGUUGUUGGAGUUUUACGUCACGCUCCGUACCAGUAAUCCAUCCUGCACUUUACUUUGUCUUCAGAGAGGACUGACGUGGAUAAGAAUUUUAGACACACAAGAUCAUAGGGUGGCCUUAACCUUAGCUUAAUUCUUCAGACAUACAAACACAUUAUUGUGUUAAAAGACUUUCUUGAAAACAGUUGCUCUGUGGAGUGACAACUCCACUCAUGAGACUUUCAAUACCCAGACAACAACAUACCGUAGGUGCUGAUGUUGAAUAUGCAUGUCACUGUACAUGCUUUGCAGAAGAACUGCGAAGCUCACAAUGCUCUCACGAGUUCAGUACCGUCUCAAUUCUCCUGAUACACUAACUGCAUUCUCAUAAAGUACUUGUUAUCUGCAGUUGUUACCAUAUAUUGUAGUUAUACAGCUAUAGUAAUUACCUGCUAAUAUUUGCUUGUGCUUUUUUAACAGUCUCAUGGUACAUCAUUUCCCAGCUUUGGUUGGACAAUAAAGUUAGAAUGUGUUCUGUUCAGUGUGUUUUGAGACAAAAAUAUGACAUUUUAAAGAACUGACAUUUUACAUCACAGUAGGCUUCAGACUUUAACUCAUAUGUUUCUGGUGGAACUUAAAAGCAUACAUGAGUAUGUAGGGGCUAUUUAUUCUAAUCGUGCAUGCAGUAUGAUGGAUGUGUUUGUAGAUAGUUGCAAAGAAACAGCAUAUGGCCAUCAUCUACGUAGUUUUGCACAACGUAUAUUUUGUAGAUAACUACUGUUCUGUUGAUAUGUAACUAAAGUUUAAUAAAAGUCAGAUAUGG